Drosophila mojavensis is the source of this 2012-nucleotide messenger RNA. RefSeq names its product transmembrane protein 53. Lineage: Eukaryota; Metazoa; Arthropoda; Insecta; Diptera; Drosophilidae. The coding region runs from base 317 to 1423 and encodes 368 amino acids. The record is from RefSeq and is a predicted model, not a curated record. The transcript has 4 exons.
GCACUAGCAGCAGCAGCAGCAGCACACCUAGCAGCAUAUUUGAUAUUUGUUUGUGCGUACUAAGCUGCUUGGCCAGAAGGUCAAGUUUUUGCUGGUUAUUCUCGCUGGCCGAAAAAUCAAUUUAGUUCUUGUAAAAAAUGCCACAAGCUUUAGUUUCUCGUAAAUAAACCAACCGUUAAUAUUUUCGCCUCACAAAAUCAAUACAGCAACGGAUAUUUGUUAUUUGGCAACAGACUCGGCCACAACAUAGAGCUAAGCAAUUUCAGAAUUUUGGAAAAUAACAACAGAAAACACACACACAAAUUUAAAUGACAAAAUGUCAUCGCCUUCAUCAUCGUCAACAACAACUCAGCAAAAACAACAACAACAAACAUAUGGCCUAACAGCGAAUGAUAUUGCAUCCGAAUAUCGGCCCUAUAGCGGAUCAGCCGGCAUUAUGCCAAUGGCCAACGAACGUCAACAGCAAGAGCAACGCGAGAUGCUGGAACGCGAAGAUACUUUGGAAUACUUCAUCAAAUUUCCAAAACCCACAGCGGACAAUGAUUUCGUACUGGUCACCGGCAACGAUGAGCAGAACAAUGUCCCGAUUGUGAUGCUACUGGGCUGGGCGGGCUGUCAGGACCGUUAUCUAAUGAAGUACUCGAAGAUCUACGAGGAUCGGGGUCUCAUUACGGUCCGCUAUACGGCGCCGGUAGACACGCUGUUUUGGAAGCGCAGCGAGAUGGUGCCGAUUGGUGAAAAGAUCCUGAAGCUCAUACAGGACAUGAAUUUCGAUGCACAUCCCUUAAUAUUUCACAUCUUUUCGAACGGUGGUGCCUAUCUUUAUCAGCACAUCAAUUUGGCCGUGCGCAAGCACAAAUCCCCAUUGCAAGUGCGCGGCGUCAUCUUUGAUUCGGCGCCAGGUGAGAGACGUAUGCUCGGUUUAUACCGUGCCAUCAAUGCAAUUUAUGGCAAGGAGAAACGCUGCAAUUGCGUCACGGCAUUGAUCAUUACGUUGACCCUGAGCAUUAUGUGGUUUGUUGAGGAAACGUUUGUGGCUUUUAAGAGUUUGUUUGUCCCUUCAACGCCUGUCCAUGCGAGCCCGUUCAGUGAGCUCAAGAACGAGACGAACAAAUAUCCUCAAUUGUUUUUGUAUUCGAAAAGUGAUGUUGUCAUACCAUAUCGAGACGUUGAGAAAUUUAUACGAAUACGACGCGAUCAGGGCAUCAAUGUGUCAUCCGUGUGCUUUGAGGAUGCGGAACAUGUUAAAAUCUUUACCAAAUACCCAACACAAUAUGUGCAGAGUGUGUGUAGUUUUAUCAAGAACUGUAUGGCUAAUACUCGAACGUCCUAUCAACUAACUGGCGAUGUCAUCGAUGCACAAACCAUGGCACAGCAACAACAUCAGCAGCAUCAGCAUCAGUCAAAUUUGAAAUACGAUUAGAAAAAAUGCAAAAAUUUGAAAAUUUUAUUAUUUGCAAAUUCUAGGACCGCGCGCAAAGGAUAACAACGCAUCAAGCACGUAUGUGAUAGGCAGCACAACUAUUAUAGACAAAACUUACUACUACAGUCGACUCUCGUUAUUUCGAAAUUCAAGGGAAAUAUGAGUACGAAUUACCGCGUCUUAGCAAUGAUUUUUAGUUCGAAUUACUGAGUGAUAACUUUGAAUUAAUGAUACAAACACAAUACAGUCGACUCUUGUUAUUUCAAACCUGCGUUAUUUCGAACCUCUCAUUAAUUCAAAGGUAUCACUCAGUAAUUCGAACUAAAAAUCAUUGCUAAGACUUGAUUGGCAACAACAUUGCAAAAAUUUUAAACGUAACUAUUGAAAACAAAACCAAAAAAAAAAAAAAAAAAGAAAUAUGAACAAAUUUAAUGCAGUUGACCGCUUGGCGCCCGCUGCCGCUUUAAUGUAGAAACGAAUUUAACAGUUACUCGAAUCUAAAAAAAAAGUGUACAUUCUUAUAUUUUCCCCCCUCCUUGACAAAGUGCACAAAACAAGCGCAAAUAAAAUAAUUUAUCAUAAUUUUUAA